AUGCGCCCUCAAGAUGAUCUCGACCUCGAGAGGAAACCAUUGCUCGACCGACGCUCGCGGAAACUGUUUCAGAUCCUGAACUACAACUGGGCGAUCUUCCCUCUGACAGCCCUACUGUCAUUUCUAAGUACGACCAGCCAGUUUCCUCUAAAUUAUCCCACUAAGUCCACUGCAGCAGUCUACAGCCUCAUGGUCUGGGCCGGAGUCCCCGACGCUAUUGUGAAGCCGGGUGUGCUCUGGACCCGCGAUUGCACCAUCAUCACACUCAUCAUCGGGCCAUUUCUGCUCGCCCAAUUUCCCCCAUACUACAUUCUUUGGGGAAUGUGUCUCCCCGUCCAACCAUUUUCAUACGCCAACGCCCCCAAGCAGAGAUCCUUUCGCAGUUUCCGGGUCUGCCUCGUCACCAAAGCGACCAACAUCCAGGGAAUCGAGCUCUGGAAACCACUCAGCCAAGCCUUCCGCAUCACUUUUGUCGUGGUCGUCGACUCCGCUCACAACCCUUUCAGGGACCUUCUCCCAAGCUGGGUCGAACAGCUACAAGUCCCACCCUCCUUCCAAGCCGAACGCGCUACCCACAAAGCUCGCGUGCUGGAAUGGUACCGCCGACACAGUAAUCUGACUGAGCGUGACUGGGUGCUCCAUCUAGACGAAGAGACGGAGAUCGACGAUUAUCUUAUGCAGGCGUGUCUGGAUUUCAUCGAGCGGGGGUCAGAUGAUAUCGGGAUGGGAACAAUCUACUACAACGCCUCCUCCCACUGGAAGAACCCCUUCACGACCGUCGCAGAGAUCCUGCGCAUUGCCGAGAACUUCGGAAGAUACCAGCUUCCCGUGCGGUUCUUCGGGCAGCCGUUGCUGGGGUUCAUGCGCGGCAGUUUCUUGUUGUUGAAUGGACAGGUCGAGAACGCCGUGACAUGGGAUACGGAUUGCAUGACGGAGGAUCAUUGGUUUGCGUUUUAUGCCGCAAAGCAAGGCUUCAAAUUCGGAUGGCUGAACGCGAUCGCGCGCGAACAGGCGCCCGCCACCAUCGCGGACCUCCUUCGCCAGCGCCGACGGUGGUACAGCGGGGAGCUGAUGAUUCCCAGCUGGCCGCUGCGCGUGAUGGUGGCGUUUAAUAUUUGGGCUGACGUUGACGCUGCUUAUAGAAUGAUGACGAUGAUUUAUGGUGGCUGGAUGAUUUCCGUUUCGUAUGGGUUCUUUGCUUGGACGACGUUCAACCUGGCUGUGCUGCUGCAUGGGAGAGUGGUCGCUUGUCUGAUGGAGGAUCUGGAUUGUCAUACCACCGCGUUGCUGGAUGUUCCGGUUCAUGUGGUGUUAACGGUUCUACUUGCGCCGGUGGUGGAUCUGGUGCAGGCGGCGACGUUUUUGUGGACGGUUGUGUGGCCGACGAGGGAGUUUACGGUUAUACGGAAGCAGUGA
Molecule: messenger RNA, 1416 nt
Organism: Aspergillus homomorphus CBS 101889
Lineage: Eukaryota; Fungi; Ascomycota; Eurotiomycetes; Eurotiales; Aspergillaceae
Product: glycosyltransferase family 2 protein
Exons: 5
Coding region: 1-1416 (471 amino acids)
Cellular component (GO): cytoplasm
Molecular function (GO): beta-1,4-mannosyltransferase activity
Source: RefSeq, a predicted model, not a curated record